Molecule: messenger RNA, 376 nt
Organism: Struthio camelus australis
Lineage: Eukaryota; Metazoa; Chordata; Aves; Struthioniformes; Struthionidae
Source: RefSeq, a predicted model, not a curated record
CGGGGCGCACCUCGCCGGGAGUGCUGUGUCAUUGCGCGAGGCGCAGCUGGAGGCAAGGGCAGGGGGAACCUGAUGCACCUCCGUAAGCAAGAUUGGACUGGUUUAGAUGAAGAUGAAGAUGCACAUGUCUGGGAAGACAAUUGGGAUGAUGACAAUGUAGAAGAUGAUUUCUCCAAUCAGUUAAGAGCUGAAUUAGAAAAACAUGGAUACAAGAUGGAAACCUCAUAGUUUUUGCUGCAUAUGGAGUAGUUUAAUGUUGAACUGUGGAUAGACUAUAUUGAGAAGAAUUAAAAAUGGGAAACAAGAAGAACAUUUAGUUCAUUAUCUGCUUGGAUUUAUUAUUGUUUUGUAUGAAAAAUAAAAUUUUUUAAUCUUA